Messenger RNA from Puntigrus tetrazona (Sumatra barb), 1592 nucleotides. RefSeq names its product guanine nucleotide binding protein (G protein), gamma transducing activity polypeptide 1 (gene gngt1). Gene Ontology annotation, biological process: G protein-coupled receptor signaling pathway. NCBI's taxonomy places the organism in Eukaryota, Metazoa, Chordata, Actinopteri, Cypriniformes, Cyprinidae. Gene Ontology annotation, molecular function: G-protein beta-subunit binding. The transcript has 3 exons. Gene Ontology annotation, cellular component: heterotrimeric G-protein complex. Bases 1114 to 1335 code for a protein of 73 amino acids. The record is from RefSeq and is a predicted model, not a curated record.
UGUACAUUUUAUGACCAAAAAAUAUUUUCAGUUUUCAUUUUCUCAUUAAGGUUAUCUCUUUGUCUAGCAAUCAUUGCGUUGUAGAUACAAUUAUUUGAAUAUAAUUUAAUGUAACUGUUUCUCUAGUUUAAUAUGAUACUUUAUGCAUUUAUGCUAACUUUAAAGCCAGAUGCUAAAACAGGGCUGUUUGGGUGGGGAUGGUUGUAACAGUUGUGUUUAUGAUAAUCCCAAUGAGUCCAGUUGUCCAAUCACAUCCUCUAUUAAGGUAUUGAGGUAUUUCCUGCACAACAAGGAGUUUAUGUAAAAUGUGUUUCCAUCGUACUUUAUGUGCAUAUCAUCUUAAUGGAUAGAAACACUAUCCGCCUCUAUUUCAGCAAAUUACUUCACACUGUUACAUCUAUCCCCGGGCCGUGUUACAACUUACUCCCGUAGUGGGGUAGCUUGUAACAACGGACAUUAACUCAAACAAUCUGUGAUAAGGCGGUACAUAUCAAAAGUUUUAUCUAUAGUAGACAAGUCAGGCUACCAUUUUUCAAAGCUUAAGAGAUCUAGCUCAAACAACAACAACUCCAACAAAAAGUGUUAUUUCAUUCCCAGUCUCCUCAUUUCUUAAGAUUAUUAUAGAAGUUUUUUUUUAGUAGUUUGGUUUCGAUAUAAUGACACAAUGAAAUAACGAUAUGAUUAUGUGUGACCACCUAUGAAAGCAGUUCUUUGCCAUAUCUUGGAUGAUAAUGCAUUAUCUAAUGUGACAGGUCAGGGGUAAACAUAGAUUAGCAUGCUCAUCACAGCAGCCUCUAAUACUUUCUAUGUCCCCUUGACCUAUAUUAAAAUCCAAGGAUCACUGUGAGAAAACCUGAAUCAAUUACAUUAUGUCUGGGAUAUAUUUUAUUGUUCAGGUAAACAUGUAUUUGCUUCGUUGAAUGUGUGGUUGUUCACAAGAACAACUGACCAGAAAUUUGGAGAAGACUAUAGAAAGAUAAAACAAGAGUGCUGGUUUUAAUAAGAUUACGAGAUUACAGUGUUUAUGCAGAUUACUUUAUAAACCGGAUUGAGAGAGAGGUACAGAAUCUCUGUCCAUUUUCACAGGCGGAGGAGACAUCAAAAGCGGCAACAAUGCCGGUCAUAAAUGUAGAAGAUCUGACAGAUCUGGAUAAAGCUAAAAUGGAAGUAACCCAGCUCAAAACUGAGGUGAAGCUUGAAAGGGCGAAGGUGUCCAAAUGCUGUGAAGAGAUUUCCGAGUAUAUUCAGAGCGGAGCAGAUGAGGAUCCUUUGGUCAAAGGCAUUCCAGAGGAGAAGAACCCGUUCAAGGAGAAAGGUGGAUGUGUCAUCUGCUAAUGUGGACAGAGAAACCUUUGCAGUUUUUCUGUUCAUUGCUGCCCAUGGACACCUGCUAAAAUGUAAUCAUAGCUGGAAUCCACUCUGCUACCGAAAAAGGACAAUCACAAAAAAACGGAUAGAUGUUCAGUUAACUUAAAUGGCUUUUUGUCCCUUCUAAAUGAGUCCCCAGGAUCUGGACCCUCUAAUGUUGUGUAUUCCUCUUUGAAGUGCUGUAAUAAAUCAGACUACCAUUGUGCACUGAUCACCAGAGACUU